Messenger RNA from Cicer arietinum (chickpea), 3625 nucleotides. RefSeq names its product LRR receptor-like serine/threonine-protein kinase ERL1. Gene Ontology annotation, molecular function: receptor serine/threonine kinase binding; protein kinase activity; ATP binding. The record is from RefSeq and is a predicted model, not a curated record. Gene Ontology annotation, biological process: plant ovule development; stomatal complex morphogenesis; embryo sac development. NCBI's taxonomy places the organism in Eukaryota, Viridiplantae, Streptophyta, Magnoliopsida, Fabales, Fabaceae.
UAGAAGUGAAAGAAGCGAUAGCUGUCAAAUAUUAGUAGCACACUGGGAAACGGCGAGUACAAAUGACGGCGGGUGCCUCCAGUAUAAACAGUGACACUCAUCUUAUUAACGUCGCUUCACCGCCGUUUCCCAUUCUCUUUCUAUUUUCUCUCUCUUCAUAACACACUCUCCUCUAUCCUCUCUCCUCUCUCUUUACCUUACACUUCACGCCAAACGCCUGCACUCUCUCUUUCUCUCCAACCAUUUCUCUCUCCAACAACUAACAACCUUUGCAACAACUACAUUUUCUCAUAUUUGCUCUUUUGAAGUUUUGUCUUGUUUGUAGCAAUGGAAGAAAAUGGGUUGGUACUGUUGUUUUAUGUUGGCCAACAUAACUUGAGGUUUCUUAUGUUUCCUGUGACAUUGACGCUUCUCAUGCUGUUGGUUUUUUCUCCAUUUGCUUCUCCACUCAGCGAAGAAGGACAAGCAUUAAUGGCAAUGAAGUCUUCCUUCAACAAUAUAGCUGACGUUCUACUUGACUGGGAUGAUGUACACAAUGAUGACUUGUGCUCAUGGCGUGGAGUGUUCUGUGAUAAUGUCACUCUUACUCAAACAGUGGUGUCACUGAAUUUAUCAAGCUUGAACCUUGGUGGUGAGAUAUCACCAGCAAUUGGUGGUUUAAGAAAUUUGCAGUCCAUAGACUUGCAAGGGAAUAAACUAACUGGUCAAAUCCCAGAUGAAAUUGGAAACUGUGGUGCACUCGUUCAUCUGGAUUUAUCUGAUAAUCUGCUUUAUGGGGAUAUACCUUUCUCCAUAUCAAAGCUGAAGCAACUUGAGUUUUUGAAUUUGAAGAACAAUCAGUUGACUGGUCCUAUUCCUUCAACUUUAACCCAAAUUCCUAACCUCAAGACUCUUGAUCUUGCUCGAAAUAGGCUCACUGGAGAGAUACCAAGGCUACUCUAUUGGAAUGAAGUUUUGCAAUACCUUGGAUUGCGAGGAAACAUGUUGACUGGAACUUUGUCUCCUGAUAUCUGCCAGUUAACUGGUCUGUGGUACUUUGAUGUCAGAGGAAAUAAUUUGACUGGUACUAUACCUGAAAGCAUUGGCAACUGUACAAAUUUUGAAAUCUUGGACAUAUCAUAUAAUCAGAUUUCUGGGGAGAUUCCUUAUAAUAUUGGAUUUCUUCAAGUGGCUACUUUGUCACUUCAAGGAAAUAGAUUAACUGGAAAGAUACCAGAUGUAAUUGGUUUGAUGCAAGCCCUUGCAAUUUUGGAUUUGAGUGAGAAUGAGUUAGUGGGUCCAAUUCCUCCAAUACUAGGAAACCUGUCUUUCACCGGCAAGCUGUACCUUCAUGGAAACAAACUUACUGGUUCAAUACCUCCUGAGCUUGGCAAUAUGUCUAAACUGAGCUACCUGCAAUUGAAUGACAAUCAACUGGUGGGUAAAAUUCCUAACGAGUUUGGGAAGCUUGAACUUCUGUUUGAAUUGAAUCUUGCCAAUAAUCGUCUUGAUGGAUCUAUUCCACAUAACAUAAGCUCCUGCACAGCCUUAAAUCAGUUUAAUGUGCAUGGGAAUCAGUUAAGCGGUUCUAUUCCAUUGAGCUUUCGCAGCCUUGAGAGUUUGACUUACUUGAAUCUCUCUGCCAACAACUUCAAAGGAAACAUACCGGUUGAGUUGGGUCAUAUCAUUAAUCUUGAUACACUGGACCUAUCUAGCAAUAACUUUUCAGGGCAUGUACCAGCAUCUGUUGGUUAUCUAGAGCAUCUUUUGACCCUGAACUUGAGUCAUAAUCAUCUUGAUGGUCCCUUGUCUGCUGAAUUUGGCAAUCUCAGAAGCAUACAGAUUAUUGAUAUGUCCUUCAACAACCUUUCGGGGAGCAUUCCUCCAGAGAUUGGACAGCUGCAGAACCUUGCGUCUCUGAUUUUGAACAACAAUGACUUGCACGGGAAGAUUCCUGAUCAGCUCUCCAAUUGUUUCAGUCUUUCUUCCCUAAACUUUUCUUAUAACAACUUCACUGGAGUAGUUCCAUCUAUGAAGAACUUCACGCGAUUCUCAGCUGACAGCUUCUUUGGGAAUCCUUUGUUAUGUGGAAAUUGGGAAGGAUCUAUAUGUCGUCCUUAUAUUCCAAAAUCAAGAGAGAUUUUUUCUAGAGUUGCAGUUGUAUGUCUUGCUCUUGGUAUCAUCAUGUUACUGGCUAUGGUAAUUGUCGCUAUCUAUAGAACCCGCCAAUCCAAGCAGUUGAUUAAAGGAUCUAGCAGGACAGGGCAAGGGCCACCUAAACUUGUAAUUCUUCAUAUGGAUUUGGCAAUUCACACUUUGGAUGACAUAAUGAGAAACACUGAGAAUCUCAGUGAGAAAUUUAUUAUUGGAUAUGGUGCCUCUAGUACUGUAUACAAGUGUGCGUUGAAAAGUUCCCGACCAAUUGCAGUCAAGCGCUUGUACAAUCAGCAUCCACACAAUUUAAGGGAAUUUGAAACUGAACUCGAAACAAUAGGCAACAUUAGACAUCGAAAUCUUGUCACCUUGCAUGGUUAUGCCCUUACUCCAUAUGGAAAUCUCCUUUUUUAUGAGUACAUGGCAAAUGGCUCUCUUUGGGAUCUUCUACACGGUCCAUUGAAGGUAAAACUUGAUUGGGAAACCCGGAUGAGGAUCGCCGUUGGAGCUGCCGAAGGACUUGCUUAUCUUCACCAUGACUGCAUUCCCCGAAUUGUUCACAGGGACAUUAAAUCUUCAAAUAUUUUGCUGGAUGAAAACUUUGAGGCUCACCUAUCUGAUUUUGGCACUGCAAAAUGUAUCCCAGCCACAAGAACUCACGCCUCAACUUAUGUUCUUGGAACUAUAGGCUAUAUUGAUCCUGAAUAUGCACGAACAUCAAGGUUGAAUGAAAAAUCAGAUGUUUAUAGCUUUGGUAUUGUUCUGCUAGAGCUACUUACUGGAAAGAAGGCAGUGGACAAUGAUUCCAAUUUGCAUCACUUGAUACUUUCCAAGGCGGAAAAUAACACUAUAAUGGAGGCUGUGGAUCCAGAAGUCUCCAUUACCUGCAUUGAUUUGGCUCAUGUCAAAAAGACCUUUCGGCUUGCUUUGCUUUGCACUAAAAAGAACCCUUCAGAGAGACCUACGAUGCAUGAAGUAGCCAGGGUGCUUAUUUCCCAACUUCCUGCACCUCCAAGUAAAGUUGUUGCUGCUGCUGCUAAGAGUUUUGACUACAACCAAAAAGUUGAUGGACUACAACCUCAGCCGGAUAACAAUGCUUCUAAUGCUCAAUGGUUUGUUCGAUUUGGGGAUGAUAUAUCCAAGAGCACUCUCUGACUCUCGGGUGGCUUCCUAUUGUGGUUCAUGUUAUAGACAAAAGUUGACGAAGAAGGGUGAAAGUAAAGACUACUUUUCAGAUAUCUUAUAAUAUAUUAACUUAGCUAAUAGAGAGAAUGACCAUAUGAAUUAUCUUAAACGUUUUAAAACAAUAGAAAGUAAGGUUAAGGAAUUUUCUAUUGUAUAUUGUACAAGCUUACCUUAGUUAUUAGAUUCUCAAAUGGUUGAGUAUAAGUAUCCUUGUUUUGCUUUAUGGAUCUGGUGUAAUUAAAAAGCAGUUACUUUAUGUCUUACUGCUGGAAAAAAAUUUACACGAAAAGAUGUUGGAGUUGAUGCA